AUGCAGGCACUCUGGCUUUUACCUCGGGUAAAAAUACCCUUAAGAUGUCUCUCUUCUGUCUCAGCCUCACUUACAACCAUGUCCCAAGAAACAGCCCAUUCGCACUCCCUCGCUGACCCAGAAGCUUUCUGGUCCCAUCACGCGACGAGGCUCCACUGGCAUACACAGCCCUCGCGAGCUUUGACUAAACAGACCAAGACCCUCUCCAGUGGCACCCACCAAUCCUGGUCCUGGUUCCCAGAUGGACACAUCUCCACAACAUACAAUUGCGUCGAUCGCCACGUCCAAGCCGGCCAUGGAGACAAUGUCGCCAUCAUCUGGGAAUCCCCCGUGACAAACACCACCCAGAAAUACACCUAUGCCCAACUUCUCGAUGAAGUCGAAGUUCUCGCAGGCGUCUUGAGAGAGGAGGGCGUCAAGCGCGGUGACGUGGUCAUCAUCUACAUGCCAAUGAUCCCCGCUGCGCUGAUCGCCUGCCUAGCAAUAACCCGACUCGGCGCCAUCCACGCCGCCGUCUUCGGUGGUUUCGCCCCGGCGGCCCUGGCGCAGCGCAUCGAUGCCGCUCGCCCCCGCGCCAUCAUGACUGCCUCCUGUGGCAUUGAGGGGUCCAAAGGUCCGAUUUCAUACAGACCCCUCAUCGAAAAGGCAGUGGAAUUGGCCUCCUUCAAGCCCUCCAAGGUCCUCAUCUGGCAGCGUGACCAGCUCCGCUGGAACCACCCUGACAAGCGCGGCGGGCAACGUAAUUGGCAGAGACUAGUCAAGAGUGCACGGAUGCGCGGUGUCAAGGCUGACGCAGUGCCGAUCAAAAGCAGCGACGGCCUCUAUAUUAUCUACACUAGUGGUACAACCGGACUACCCAAAGGCGUCCUCCGCGAAGCGGGUGGCCACGCCGUCGGCCUGGAACUAUCGAUUAGAUCUCUAUUCGAUAUCAAAGGGCCUGGAGAUACGAUGUUCUGCGCCUCAGAUAUCGGCUGGGUAGUUGGGCAUUCGUAUAUUCUGUACGCGCCUCUACUUGUCGGCGCCACGACGGUUCUCUUCGAGGGAAAACCCGUCGGCACGCCUGAUGCAGGCACGUUCUGGCGAAUCGUCGAAAAACAUAACGUCAAUGCCCUUUUCACAGCUCCCACUGCUAUGCGUGCUAUCAGGAAAGAUGAUCCUGACAACUCACUUAUUGGACAAGUGGGCCAGCGAAAUGGAUUGAGAUCCUUGCGUGCGCUGUUCUUAGCAGGUGAGCGCAGCGAACCUAGCAUCGUCCGUGCCUAUCAAGAUCUACUAGGUAAAUACGCCGCUCCUGGAGCGCAGGUCGUGGAUAACUGGUGGUCAUCUGAAUCCGGAUCUCCAAUCUCAGGGCUAGCUUUGAACAGCAAUGCUGCAGUCGUAGGCCAGGCGAAGAAGACACCACCUCUACCCACACGACCUGGAUCAGCAGGACUGCCAAUGCCAGGAUUCGACGUCCGCGUCGUUGACGACGAGGGUGCCGAAGUGGCCCGCGGCACGAUGGGAAAUAUAGUCAUGGCACCACCGCUUGCCCCAUCAGCAUUCACAACCCUCUUCCAAGACGAAGAGCGGUUCUACCGCGGCUAUCUGAUGCGGUUCUCGGGUCGCUGGAUCGACACCGGAGACGCAGGAAUGAUCGAUGAGGAUGGGUAUGUGCAUAUCAUGUCGCGGAGCGACGAUAUAAUCAACGUUGCAGCCCAUCGUUUCAGUACUGGCUCAAUCGAACAAGCUAUCCUCUCACACCCAUCUAUUAGCGAAGCCAGCGUCGUCGGAAUCCCAGAUCCACUAAAGGGUCAUCUCCCAUUUGCGUUUGUCCAUCUGCACCCGAGUCAUGGGGACGCGCCGCAGGAAUUAUUCAAUGAAGUUAAUUCUCUUGUUCGGGAACAGAUUGGGGCUAUUGCUUCGCUGGGUGGGAUGAUUCAGGGACGGGGCAUGAUUCCGAAGACGAGGAGUGGGAAGACGCUGAGGCGGGUUUUGAGGGAGUUGGUGGAGUUUGCUGUUGUGGGGGAGUUUGAGAGGGAGGUUAGUGUUCCGCCUACUGUUGAGGAUUUGGAUGUUGUUCUUGUUGCUAGGGAGAGGGUUAGGGAGUAUUUCUUGGGGAGGAAGGCGAAGCUUUAG
Penicillium salamii is the source of this 2115-nucleotide messenger RNA. The record is from the annotation of a GenBank genome assembly. NCBI's taxonomy places the organism in Eukaryota, Fungi, Ascomycota, Eurotiomycetes, Eurotiales, Aspergillaceae.